Arabidopsis arenosa is the source of this 1455-nucleotide messenger RNA. The record is from the annotation of a GenBank genome assembly. NCBI's taxonomy places the organism in Eukaryota, Viridiplantae, Streptophyta, Magnoliopsida, Brassicales, Brassicaceae.
AUCAGAGGCCGGCAGGAGGAGAGGAGAAAGCUCCGUCAUCCUCAAAUGCAGUCCCUCGCCACACCACUCACCAUCUCUCUUCUUCUCCCCGGGACCUCUCCGUCUCGUCUUUCUCCCUCUCUUCACUCCAUUGUUUUCCCCACACGAUUACGCUCUCUUUCCUAUUCUUCUCAGACGUCGAUCCUCCCCGAUGCCGGCGAUGAUUUCAUCGUCGGUGACUGUCUCGUCUACGAGGACGGCGUCUUCGAAGACCCUUACCUUGAGACGGAGGUCACUCAGGUUGCGAAGCAGAAGAGGAAUCCGCGGGGUGGGGCCAAGAGAUUAGAUGAAUCCGAGAUUGAGCCCGAGAACCUCGUGCCGGAGGAAUGGAGGGAUAUUCAGGCGGAGGUGAAUCUGACCAAGAAGGACAAGCGCAAGAUAGCGCAGGAGAUGGAGUUCGGGGUUCGGGUGGAGAAGAAGAGACAAGGGCUGAUUCCGCUGAGGAACGUCGACUUGAAUGACUUUCUGACUUACAAGGAAGCCAAGUUGGCUCAAUUGAGGCCUGUCACUCUUGAUAAACCGGGCAAUUUCUCCAACCAUGCUGCGUCAAGCGAUGGAGAGACCGCUGUAUCAUCUUCCAGCGAGCGAGUGGCUCCUAAGAACCCUAGAUGGGCAGUUUACGGCAAGGGAUUCGACCACGUUGCCAAGUUCUUCAAUAGCGACAAGUACGAUCCCAGCGUCAAGAAAUCCGACGGCCCUCGAAAGCUUCUUUCAAAAGAAGAAAAGUUUAUGCUCAAUAGCCGGAAUCCUGACCUAGCAGUUGCCACAUCAAAAAAAUGGCUUCCUCUUCACACGCUGGCAGCAUCUGGAGAGUUUUAUCUGGUUGAUUCCUUGCUAAAGUACAAUCUUGAUAUCAACGCAACCGACGUGGGCGGCUUGACAGCACUUCACCGAGCAAUCAUUGGUAAAAAGCAGGCUAUUACCAACUACCUGCUGAGGGAAUCGGCAAAUCCAUUUGUUCUUGAUGACGAAGGUGCGACCUUGAUGCACUAUGCUGUGCAAACAGCUUCAGCUCCCACAAUAAAACUUCUCCUACUGUAUAACGCUGAUAUAAACGCUCAGGACAGGGACGGGUGGACUCCCCUGCACGUUGCAGUACAGGCCAGAAGAAGCGAUGUUGUAAAGCUUCUUUUGAUAAAAAGGGCGGACAUAGAAGUGAAGAACAAGGAUGGGUUAACUCCGCUUGGGCUUUGCCUCUACCUUGGAAGAGAGACAAGGACAUAUGAGCUUGAAGCACCACUCACUUGUGAGAAAACCGGAAAAACGAAGAUGGAGGCAAAGGUUAAGUGGAGUGGGUCCAGUCUCGCACUUGCUUAAAUUUGGUUUGUUGUUAAUCUUAUCCAUCGGUUUUGGAUAUUUGUCACAACUUUAUCCAUUCUUAAAGAAAAUAUCUGAAAAUAAAAUAAACUGGUUUGA